Molecule: messenger RNA, 2533 nt
Organism: Sinocyclocheilus rhinocerous
Lineage: Eukaryota; Metazoa; Chordata; Actinopteri; Cypriniformes; Cyprinidae
Product: lethal(2) giant larvae protein homolog 1-like
Exons: 17
Coding region: 155-2533 (792 amino acids)
Biological process (GO): establishment of spindle orientation; cortical actin cytoskeleton organization; regulation of establishment or maintenance of cell polarity
Cellular component (GO): cortical actin cytoskeleton; cytoplasm; plasma membrane
Molecular function (GO): GTPase activator activity; myosin II binding
Source: RefSeq, a predicted model, not a curated record
AGCUAAAAACUUGCACGGCUUGAGGAGUGGAUACAACAGAAACUGGAGCUUGCAUGAAGGAUCACAUUGUUUCUCUGCACCGAUUCACGCCUAACGGAAUUGAUAUCAAUCUGAGACGGCGCGGGCUGUGAUAUUUCUCUGAUUCGGCUUCAGGAUGAUGAAGUUUAGGUUCAGACGGCAGGGAAACGACCCUCAUCGUGAGAAAAUCAAACAGGAUCUGUUUGCAUUCAAUAAGACUGUUGAACAUGGAUUCCCAAACCAGCCAAGUGCUUUGGCCUAUGAUCCCAAACUGCAGCUUAUGGCCAUUGGAACUAAAUCAGGGGCCAUCAAAAUAUAUGGGGCUCCUGGGGUGGAGAUGACUGGACUUCAUAAAGACACUGCUGCCGUCACUCAGAUACACUUUCUCUAUGGACAGGGGAGGAUACUUUCUUUGUUGGAUGAUAACACCAUUCACCUAUGGGAGAUUGUGCAGAGAGAAAACCGAUCACAUUUGGUGGAGGUUCACAGCUUCAGCCUGCCUGGCAGGCCAGGCAUCGAGAGCACCAGUGCGACACGUGUGACCGUCAUGCUGUUGAAGCUGAGCUGUGAUCUUCUUGCUCUGGGCACUGAAGGUGGUGGGGUGCACUUCCUGGAACUGCCCACCCUCACCUUGCUGAACAAGUCACUGUUCCAGGAUGAGAUCAUGCAGAGCGUUCCAGAGGAGUACAGGUGUGGAAAAUCAUUGGGGCCUGUGGAGUCCCUGCAGGAACAUCCGCAAGACUCUGAUAAAAUCCUCAUUGGUUACAGCAGAGGUCUGGUUGUACUCUGGGACCUCAACAGUCGGCAUGUAGACAACCUCUUCCUGGGAAAGCAGCAGCUGGAGAGUUUGGUCUGGGAACGGUCAGGGAACAGCUUUGUUAGUUCCCAUAGUGAUGGCGGAUACAUGGUGUGGGCUGUCAGCAGCAGCAAUCCCUGCACUCAUGACCCCAUCUCAUCCACAGUACCAUAUGGCCCCUUUCCCUGCAAAGCCGUGAACAAGAUCCUGUGGAGAACAACAGAAUCAGGAGCUCCUCUAGUGUUGUUCAGUGGCGGUAUGCCCAGAGCCAGCUAUGGAGACAGACACUGUUUGACCAUCCUCCAGGACAGCAGCCACGUCACCCUGGACUUCACCUCGCGUGUCAUAGACUUCUUCACCAUUCACUGCACAGACAAAGAUAAGGAAUUUGAUGACCCAUCAGCGCUUGUGGUUCUUUUGGAAGAGGAGCUGGUAGUGAUUGAUCUUCAGAUGGUUGGCUGGCCCACUGUCCCUGCUCCCUAUCUGGCUCCUCUGCACUCCUCUGCCAUCACCUGUUCAUGUCACAUUUCAAAUGUGCCGCCCAAACUGUGGGAGAGAGUGAUCAGUGCGGGCCAGCAGCAGUGUCCUCUGCAGAACUAUGAGAAUUGGCCAAUAUGUGGAGGGAAAAACUUAGCACCUGAUUCAAAGCAGAAAGAACUGCUGUUAACUGGUCACGAGGAUGGUACAGUGCGUUUCUGGGAUGCGUCAGGAGUGUCGCUCAAACCGCUGUACAAACUGAGCACAGCCAACAUCUUUCAGACAGACUGCGACCACAACGACAGCCUGACGCAGGCCGGGGAGGAGGAAUGGCCUCCUUUCAGAAAGGUGGGCUGUUUUGACCCAUACAGUGAUGAUCCCAGACUAGCAAUCCAGAAGAUCAGCGUCUGUAAAUACAGCGGAAAACUGGUGGUGGCUGGAACUGCUGGACAAGUUAUAGUUCUGGUUCUUAGCGAUGAGAAGUCCGAUCACAUGAUUGAUGUGGCCACGGUGGACCUGCUCCAGGACCGAGAGGGUUUCACGUGGAAGGGUCAUGACCGGCUGCCUCCUAGGAGCGGCUCAGUAGUGUUUGCUCCUGGAUUCCAGCUGGUUGUCCUGGUGCAGUGCAUGCCCCCCGCGGCCGUUACCGCGGUAACCCUGCACGCAGAGUGGAACCUCAUUGCCUUUGGCACCAGUCAUGGCUUUGGCCUCUUUGACUAUCAUCGGCGAAGUCCAGUGCUGGCGAGGUGCACUCUACACCCCAAUGACUCUCUGGCUAUGGAGGGCCCGCUGUCUCGAGUGAAGUCUCUGAAGAAAUCCCUGCGCCAGUCCUUUAGAAGAAUCCGGAAGAGCAGAGUCUCGGGGAAGAAACGUGCUGUGGUUAAUAGUCCCACCAGUAAAGUGCAGGAACACGAUGCUGAGGUGGCACCAGUGCAGAGACGGAUUGAGCCCCGCUCUGCAGACGACUCGCUGUCUGGAGUGGUGCGCUGCCUCUGCUUCGCUGACACUUUCCUCAGAGAUGGAACGCAUCAUGGACCUACCGUGUGGGCCGGCACGAACUCUGGCUCCGUGUACGCAUACGCUCUGGAUGUACCCUCGCAGGAGAAGUUCUCUGAGCAGAGCGUGGAGGCGCUGCUGGGGAAGGAGAUCCAGCUCAUGCACAGAGCUCCAGUGGUGUCCAUCGCUGUGCUGGAUGGCCGAGGGAACCCUCCGUCAAGAUUAACCGUCCAUUUAAAAAAAUGA